Molecule: messenger RNA, 2047 nt
Organism: Cucurbita pepo subsp. pepo (vegetable marrow)
Lineage: Eukaryota; Viridiplantae; Streptophyta; Magnoliopsida; Cucurbitales; Cucurbitaceae
Gene: CPK17
Product: calcium-dependent protein kinase 17
Biological process (GO): protein phosphorylation
Molecular function (GO): ATP binding; protein kinase activity; calcium ion binding
Source: RefSeq, a predicted model, not a curated record
AUGGGCAACUGUUGCUCUCGUGACAAUCCCGACGAUGCCCCCACCAGCGCGAGGGAGGAUUCUAACGGGGAUAACUCCAAGGAUGAUGGCGGAAAUACCAACUCCAUUAAGCAUGCUCCUUCGGCCUCGCCGGUGGCUUCCGCCAAGGCUUCUAAGACCUCUCAGAUCGGAACUGUUCUAGGGCGGCCGAUGGAGGAUGUCCGAAACACUUACUCCAUUGGUAAGGAGCUGGGAAGGGGUCAAUUUGGGGUAACCCAUUUGUGUACUCAUAAGGCUAGUGGCGAACAGUUGGCGUGCAAAACCAUUGCUAAGAGGAAGCUCGUAAAUAAGGAGGAUAUUGAAGAUGUUCGAAGGGAGGUCCAGAUUAUGCACCAUUUAACUGGUCAGCUCAACAUUGUUGAGCUUAAAGGUGCUUAUGAAGAUAAGCAUUCUGUUCAUUUAGUCAUGGAGUUGUGCGCUGGAGGAGAGUUGUUUGAUCGCAUCAUAGCAAAAGGGCAUUACACCGAGCGAGCUGCGGCAUCGUUGCUCAGGACUAUUGUGCAGAUUGUGCAUACUUGCCAUUCCAUGGGGGUUAUUCAUAGAGAUCUUAAGCCUGAAAACUUUCUCUUGCUGAGCAAGGACGAGACGUCUCCGCUCAAGGCUACCGAUUUCGGUUUAUCCGUGUUCUACAAGCAAGGAGAGGUGUUUAAGGAUAUUGUUGGUAGUGCAUAUUACAUUGCACCAGAAGUCCUGAAGAGGAGAUAUGGCCCUGAAGUUGACAUUUGGAGCGUUGGAGUCAUGCUAUACAUUCUUCUGUGUGGUGUUCCACCUUUUUGGGCAGAAUCCGAACAUGGGAUAUUCAAUGCGAUCUUGCGUGGCCACGUCGAUUUUACGAGCGAUCCCUGGCCUUCGAUAUCUCCAGCAGCAAAGGAUCUUGUAAGGAAGAUGUUGAAUUCAGACCCCAAGCAGAGAUUGACAGCCUUCCAAGUCUUAAAUCAUCCAUGGAUUAAGGAGGAUGGAGAAGCACCUGAUAGACCACUCGACAACGCGGUGCUCAAUAGGCUCAAACAGUUCCGUGCGAUGAACAAAUUCAAGAAAGUCGCUCUUCGGGUGAUUGCGGGCUGUCUAUCAGAAGAAGAAAUCAUGGGGCUCAAACAAAUGUUCAAAAACAUGGAUACUGACAACAGCGGGACAAUAACGCUUGAAGAACUUAAGCAAGGACUCGCAAAGCAAGGCACAAAACUCUCUGAAUAUGAAGUGAAACAAUUAAUGGAAGCCGCGGAUGCCGAUGGCAAUGGAACCAUAGACUACGACGAGUUCAUCACGGCGACAAUGCACCUAAACCGAAUGGAUAGAGAAGAGCAUCUCUACACUGCCUUCCAGUAUUUCGACAAAGAUAACAGCGGUUAUAUCACGACCGAGGAGUUAGAGCAAGCUCUUAGAGACUACGGAAUGCACGAUGGGAGGGACAUCAAGGAGAUCCUUUCUGAAGUGGAUGCAGACAACGACGGUCGCAUCAACUACGAUGAAUUUGUGGCGAUGAUGCGAAAAGGAAAUCCAGACGGGAAUCCGAAAAAGCGUCGUGACUCUUUCAACGUUUGAUUUGGUUAAUGGUGGGAGUGCAAUGGAGGAGAUGACAAGAACUGCUGCCACCUGAAUGUUUUGGUCUUCUAUGGAGAAACGAUGAAGAAUAUGAGGGUGAAUGCAAAGAGAAUGGAAAGGGUUGAGAAGCAGAGUCUUUUUAUCUCGAGAAUGCCAUAUAUUUACAGUGUGAAUGGUGGUUCCUUCCAGAGAUAGAAAAUCGCCAUACAAAGAAGAAGAAAGGAAAAGAUUAAUCAUACUCUCUAAUUCUUAGGAUUUAAGGGGUGAUUUUCUGAUGUUCUUAGCGGUUCUUGUCCACUUUUAGGCAGACUAAUUAUUGCUCUUAUGGUUGGUUGACUGACUGAUAAGAAGAAACAUGAAUUUGUUCAAAAUUGUCUGUUGUAUUCAUUAAACAGAGAGGUCAAUAGUUCUGAACCCAAUUUCUGUACAAAAUUAAAUAUAAGGUAUCUAAACAUUGUUCGGUCGA